Molecule: messenger RNA, 4949 nt
Organism: Bombus huntii
Lineage: Eukaryota; Metazoa; Arthropoda; Insecta; Hymenoptera; Apidae
Product: mucin-5AC-like
Exons: 3
Coding region: 19-3633 (1204 amino acids)
Biological process (GO): transmembrane transport
Cellular component (GO): membrane
Molecular function (GO): transmembrane transporter activity
Source: RefSeq, a predicted model, not a curated record
AUUCCAGCAACGAUAACCAUGGGCUUGGCCGGUACAGUCAACGGAUGGACAAAGACUUCACUUGUCCACCUAACGACUGGAAGCGGCGACGUGCCGCUAAUGUUAACAGAGGACGAAUCUUCAUGGGUCGUUUCUUUGACAGUACUUGGUUCGAUGAUCGGUUCACUUCUGACUGUCCAGUUGGCCGAUCGCAGCGGUCGUAAAUACUGUCUCCUUGUAUGCAGCACAAUGUUCACCAUAGGCUGGUUCAUCAUCUACGAAGCAACAUCCGUGCCAAAGCUAUACCUUGCUGGUGUGACUCUCGGUAUAGGCGCUGGUAUUGCCCACACGAUAAAUCCCAUGUUCGUGUCAGAAAUCGCCGACAUCAAAUACAGAGGAUCUCUAGGUGCUCUAAUCGCAGCGAACGCAAAUUCCGGGACACUACUAAGCUACGCUCUAGCACUUUGGCUGACGUACAAGUCACAGGUGCUGCUUCUUGUAAUAACAUCCUUUGCAUCCCUCUUGCCAAUCUCGCGCUUCCCCGAAAGUCCGUAUUUCUUGAUGGCAAAAGGUCAAAAGGAGCAAGCACGUUUGUCGAUAGCAUACUACAAAGACAUCGAAGAUCCUCGCAAAGUGAAAAUCGAACAAGGUGCUCUACGAGAUCAAGUCGCAUACGAACUGCAGCAACAAUUCGGAGACGAAUUACAUCAACAAUCCGGGAGCGAUUUACACUCACAAUCAAGACGUGACUUACCCCCCCAAUCCAGAAGCGAUUUACCUUCACAAUCAAGACGCGAUUUACCCCCACAGUCCAGAAGCGAUUUACCUUCACAAUCCAGAAGCGAUUUACCCUCACAAUCAAGACGCGAAGCACACUCAGAUUCCUUUUGGAAAGUAGUAGACACAGAACCCAUGUCCUAUUUAAACUUACCAUCCAGUAGCGAUUCACUCCCACAAUCCACACCCGCAAUACACUCAGCAGUCAUAUACGAAGCGAAAUACACCGACCAUCCACAAGCGAAAAUCACUCAAAAUCCACAAGCGAAUUACACCAACCAUCCACAAGUGAAAUACACCGUACAUCCACAAGCGAAAAACACUCAAAAUCUACAAGCGAAUUACAACGACCAUCCACAAGCGAAAUACACCGAUCAUCCACAAACCAAAUACACCGACAAUCCACAUGCGAAAUACACCGACCAUCCACAAGCCAAAUACACCGACAAUCCGCAUGCGAAAUACAAGGAGCAUCCUCAAGCCAAAUACACCGACCAACCACAAGCCAAAUACACCGACCAUCCACAUGCGAAAUACAAGGAGCAUCCACAAGCCAAAUACACCGACCAUCCACAAGCCAAAUACACCGACAAUCCACAUGCGAAAUACAAGGACCAUCCUCAAGCCAAAUACACCGACCAUCCACAAGCCAAAUACACCGCCAAUCCACAUGCGAAAUACAAGGAGCAUUCACAAGCCAAAUACACCUACCACCCACAAGCCAAAUACACCGACAAUCCACAUGCGAAAUACAAGGACCAUCCUCAAGCCAAAUACACCGACCAUCCACAAUCCAAAUACACCGACAAUCCACAAGCGAAAAACACCCACUAUCCGCAAACGAAAUACACCGAUCAUCCACAAGCGAAAAAUACCCAUUAUCCGCAAGCGAAAUACAAGGACCAUCCACAAGCCAAAUACACCGACCAACCACAAGCCAAAUACACCGACAAUCCACAUGCGAAAUACAAGGAGCAUCCACAAGGGAAAUAUGCCGGCCACCCACGAGUCAAAUACACCGACAAUCCACAAGCGAAAAACAUCCAUUAUCCGCAAGCGAAAUACACCGAUCAUCCACAAGCGGAAAAUACCGAUUAUCCGCAAGCGAAAUACAAGGACCAUCCACAAGCCAAAUACACCGACCAACCACAAGCCAAAUACACCAACAAUCCGCAUGCGAAAUACAACCAAAUACACCGACAAUCCACAUGCGAAAUACAAGGACCAUCCACAAGCCAAAUACACCGACCAUCCACAAGCCAAAUACACCGACCACCUACAAGCCAAAUACACCGACAAUCCACAUGCGAAAUACAAGGAGCAUCCACAAGCGAAAUACGCCGGCCACCCACAAGCCAAAUAUACCGACCAUCCACAAGCCAAAUACACCGACCAUCCACAAGCCAAAUACACCGACAAUCCACAUGCGAAAUACAAGGACCAUCCACAAGCGAAAUACACCGAUCAUCCACAAGCGAAAUACACCGACCAUCCACAAGCGCAAAACACAGACCAUCCACAAGCGAAAUACACCGGCCAUUCACAAGUCAAAUACACCGACAAUCCACAUGCGAAAUACAAGGACCAUCGACAAGCCAAAUACACCGACCACCCACAAGCCAAAUACACCGGCAAUCCACAUGCGAAAUACAAGGACCAUCCACAAGCGAAAUAUACCGACCAUCCACAAGUCAAAUACACCAACAAUCCACAUGCGAAAUACAAGGACCAUCCACAAGCCAAAUACACCGAUCACCCACAAGCCAAAUACACCGAUCACCCACAAGCCAAAUACACCGAUCACCCACAAGCCAAAUACACCGACAAUCCACAUGCGAAAUACAAGGACCACCCACAAGCCAAAUACACCGACCACCCACAAGCGAAAUUCACCGACCACCCACAAAUGAAAUACUCCGACCAUCCAGAAGCGAAAUACACGGAUUAUCCGCAAGCGAAAUACACCGACCAUCCACAAGCGAAAUAUACCGAUUAUCAGCAAGCGAAAUACGAGGACCAUCCACCAGCCAAAUACUCCCACAAACGAGAAGUGAAUUACACUCACAAACCAGAAGCGAUUUUCGCACACAAUCCAACGUGGAUUCACGAGCAUCAACGGACAUACCUGAGACAUACAUUGGUGUGACUAAAUAUACCUGUUUAACCAAGCUGCGAGCAUUACUACAACGAAGCAACAGGAAUGCUCUGUUUAUCAUGCUUGGCUUGAUCAUGGCACAACAACUUAGCGGAAACUCUACCUUUACGCGGUACCUGGAAGAAUUGAUCAGCAGAGAAAAGGCCUCUAUCGAUCUGCACGAAGCGAGGAUUUUGGUCCAGGCUAUCCACUGUGUAUGUGGCUAUUCAAUGACGGUAAUAGUUGCAUAUAUUGGAAGAAGAACACUUUUGUUUCUGUCUACGAUUGGGUCAUGUAUAUCAUUGCUUCUUCUAGCAGGUUAUCAUUUCUUAGAUGUACAUAAGUUUGUCGACCCCACCACCUCUACUCUUCCCGUUUACUUCUUAAAUUGGUAUCAACUAUCGUUUCAUGUUGGUUUAGGAGUGUUACCCAAUGUUCUCCUAUGCGAAUUAUUUCCUGCGGAACUAAAAGGCAUUAUUGGUGCCAUCGUUGUGAUUUUCAAUGGUUUAAUUGGUUUUAUCGCGUCGAAACUGUAUCAAGUGAUUACCGAUAAUGUAGAAUGGUAUGCGAUAUCCUUUAGCUUCGCGACAUCAUGCUGGGUGGCAUUUGUGAUGGUGCUCAUAUGGGUACCGGAAACGAAAGGAAAAACACAUAGCGAGAUUAAAGCGCUUUUAGUUGGUGAAAAUUGGAAUUGUUUGAAUGAAGAAGUUAGCACUGAUGAAAUGGAUAGUCGUGAAAUAUGACAAGAGAAAUUGCACUGUACAUUCAUGGCACGGUGUCUCCAUACUCGGAAUAUUUUAUUUCUCAUUUUUAUUAGUAUAACGAUAAAGAUCUACAAUUUUAUCACGAUAUGCAAUUUUUGUAGUAACGUAGUUUUAUUUGCUUGUACAUGUAAUUUUAGAAUUGUGUCUAACAAAGUUAGUGGUCAUUUACAAACAUAUGUAUUGCAUAAAUUGACUUGCAUUGAACUCAGAGGAAUACAUGUUCUCGAACUAAACUUUUUAUCCAUUUCAUAACACGAACAAUGUAACAAUACCAAUUAACUGGAGAUAAUUGAACAAAAGUUAGCAAAAGUAAGAAAAGUAAUAUAUUAAAAAAGGACAAGGUGACAUAAUACUGAUAAGAACAAUUUUUUAUAUCUCAGCUGUUAUCUAUGUUGUUAUUUUUUGUUUGCAAUAUAUAAUUUGCAGCAUACAAUUGUAUGCUGAAAAAUCAGUAUUUAUGCUAAAAAUAAUGUAAUAUAAUUAAAAUAACGAAUUCCUAAUAAGUACUUAUAUUACAUUGUGUUUGUCGCUGAUAAGGAUAUGUGUAUACAGAUAUAAAUAUAUAUGUGUAAGACAUAGUCUUUUCAGCGUUAUAUUAUGGUUAUUACUGAAAAAUAUUUGAAUACGUUAGUUCGAAUAUCACAGUAAUUACUGUAUCAUAACACAGUGAUAAAUACCUAGCCUUGUCUGGCAGAAAUUCUAACGAGCUGCUGAAUGUUAUUUUAGGUAAAUUACGGCUAUAAUAAUAGUGUUCACUUCAGAAAUUUAUAAUAUUUCCUAUAAUAAUUUACGCGAAAAAUUAAAUAUCGACAAUUUUAUAAAGUUUUGUCUAUCAACAAUUAUGUAUUUAUUGUAUAUCUUUUAAACAAAUAUCUUCCUUAUUAAAAAGCUACAAGAAACAUGGAAACAUUAUUAUCUAUAUAUAAAAUCACAAACAAGAUAUUGAAUGUUCUACAUUAUUUCAGUUAUAUUAUAGACGAAUUUAUUACAGACACCCCUAGUGGAAAUUAAUUAUAGGAGUCCGAAUGAAGAUGAGUCAACUGUAAUACCAAAUACUGCUAAAAUCCUAGCCCAACAUCAUGGUAAAUCGGUUACGUCGAGAACGAUAUUAAAAUGGUAAGAAAACCACCGAGAUCACUGGGUAAAGUACUCUGAAUAGCAACUUUCUCUUCUACGAUAACAUCACCCCUUCUUUUUCCCAAAAUAUUUAUCAUUUUGUAUAAAAGAAUUCGGACAAAUUCUUUCUUGCCAUUUAUUUGCAAAAUAUUAGUUCUUUGAUCGUUAUGGAAAACAAA